UACACACACGAAUAGUAAUAGAUUAAGAGAAAUCUGUGUUACUUUACGAAUGUGUAAAAUGAAGUGUAUGUAUAAAAAAGAGCAAAAGUUGAAGUAAUUAUUACAAUAAAGGAUCCAUUGCCAAUAACAUCCGGGUACGUUUGUGAAAUAGAUGUACUACUUUUCCUUCCUGUCAGUGGCAGAGGUGCAGUAUCGUUCGUGUUUGCUGCUAGAUCUAGAGGCCAGAUAUAAUUCUAUAGGAUAAUUUUAAAGAGGGAAACCGGGAGGAAAAAACCAACGCUUAUUUUUGCUAUGGAGCGUGACCCUGAUGCAUCAGCACUGGAGCCAGACUCGGCAUCAGUGGAACAACCUAAUGUAUCAGAAGCAAGAAAUAGUUCUGUCGAGGGUCAAGCUCAUGGCAGCUCUGUGGAAUCCCCAUCAGUGUCAUCCACAUAUGCUCAGUGCCCAGAAGUAAAACCAUGUCCUUCGAGGGAACCAGAUCUAGACUUCAAGCUGAAAGAUGGUAAUGGUCUUGCAGAAUCUUCUGAAGGUGUUUCUUCUCAGAGUAACCAGGACCAUGCUUGUUUCAAGGAGCACAGUAAUCAGAAAAUUGACUGUUCAGACAAUUUUGAUGAUGCAAUGGAUAACACAAGUGAAAUCAGCGAUUUCUCAGAUUUAAGCCAAGAGUCAUGGCAACCUGUACAAGGUCCUAUUUCUUGGGUUCAAGAUCAAAUGCGCCAAGGAAAGAGUCCAAGGAAGAUUUUGGAAGAGCUUGUUCCCUCUGGUACGAUGAUUCCUGAUGGUCUUGACCCGAUUAUGCUUUGGAAAAUAAUCAUCAACAUCGUGUCAGAACCACCAAAGCGCAAAAAGCUUCCCAACAUCAAUACUCUGGAUGAUGUGCUCGGGCUUCUAAGGACUUGCAAAAAGAUCGUUGUAUUGACUGGAGCUGGGGUGUCUGUGUCCUGCGGGAUUCCGGAUUUCCGCUCCCGGGAUGGAGUGUACUCCAGGCUUGCAAAAGAUUUCCCGAAUCUUCCAGAUCCUCAGGCGAUGUUUGAUAUUCAUUUCUUCAGAAGUGAUCCCAGGCCUUUUUUCAAGUUUGCAAAGGAAAUCUACCCAGGCCAGUUCAAGCCUUCGCUCUGUCACCAUUUUAUCAGAGCUCUUGAAGAGAAUGGAAAAUUGCUGAGAAACUAUACCCAAAACAUUGACACAUUGGAGCAGGUUGCUGGAAUAGAAAGAGUAGUGCAAUGUCAUGGAUCUUUUGCGUCAGCCACCUGCACCAUUUGUGGACUCAAAGUGGAUUCGGAUGCCAUCAAAGAAGAUAUUGUCAAUCAGGUCAUUCCUCCCUGUCCCAAAUGCACCCCAUCAGCAGGUAAUGCUGUCAUGAAACCAGACAUUGUGUUCUUCGGGGAGAGUUUGCCAGAACAGUUCCAUAAUCUGAUGGCUUUAGACAAGGAUGAAUGUGACCUUCUGAUUGUCAUUGGUUCUUCCCUGAAAGUUCGUCCUGUGGCCUUGAUUCCAAAUUCCUUGCCUGCAAACAUACCUCAAAUACUGAUCAACAGAGAGCGCCUCCCGUACUUAAACUUUGAUGUGGAGCUGUUGGGAAAUUGCGACGACAUCGUGGCUGACCUUUGUCGACGUCUGGGUGAUGGCUGGGAACAACUGGCUCAGCCUGGACCACCGUUGACCGAAGUUUCCCUCUCUGCUCUUCCAACACCACCUCGCAGUCCAUGGUCUGAGGAUUCCCACUCCUUGCCUUCCCUGUCAACUAUUGUAAAAGAGGUGGCUGAUUCAUCCUCGGCACCUACUGACAUGAGAGGCCCUUCGUCGUCUUCUGCUGAGGACAUGUCAGAAGCGAAACCGGAGGGAGAUAGCGAUGUCACAACUUCUACCGCAACGUCUCGUCACCUCAAGCAGUCUGAGGUGUCAGAGCCCACAGAAGAAAAAGGCGCAAAGCCUUUGACUGUUUGCCACAACACUAAAGAAGAGCAGCAACAUGAGCAGGCAAUGAAGAGUAGAGAAGGCAGCCAGUCACCAAGGAAAGGCAAAAGUUCAGUUCAGAGUCAUUCUUUGAAGCGGCCGUUUUCUGACCUUGCUAGCUCUAGUAAGUCUGAAUCUGAACCAACUUCUACUAAUAAUGAGGAGAGGGGCUCCGAUCCCUGCUGUUGCUCUGCCGAGACGAUUGAAACGAUUGUGAGCGCUGGUCACAGAAAGGAUGUCUUGUACAUGCCCAGCGGGGGCGAGCAGUCACAACAACAGCAAAACAGUAGUCACCAUCAUCACCACCACCAUGCUGUUCACUCAGACCAUGACUCGCCCAGAAAAUCUCACCACCACCACGAGCGUGCUCAGGUCGCAGAAAGCGAUCAGCAUGGUACAGACCAACAGCAACCAUGCUCAUUGUCUGGGACACAAGAGGAGAAGCGUGAUCCGGACAGUGAGUCUCCUCCUGGUGGGGAGGAUGGGCCAAAUGCUAAAAAGAUAAAGCUGAGCUCACAGCCUGAGCUGGAGGAUGGAGAUGAUCAGCCCGCAGAAGGAACUGGAUCGGGAGACGACAGCUCUCAGAUCGACUCGCUAGGGGAUAUCAGAAAGAUGUGGCAAGCCAAAAGAGUUAGUCUUGCAACAAGAUUGUCAGACGACCAAGUUCUGUUUUUGCCCCCGAGCUGCUAUGUCUUCAAGGGAGCCGAGGUUUUUUCUGGUGGUGACAGUGAUGACUCUGAUGACGAAAGUGACGCUAGAAAUGAAAGCAGCAGUUCAUCAAGCGACAGCGACGAGGAAAUGAACUGCGCCUUGGAAUUGUCAGAGCCCACUGGAAGCACUCUGGCAAGUACCACAGAUGAUCCUCCUGUGAAAGAGGUGACAGAUAUUGUGACAGACACUAAUGUUGGAAAAGCUGCAAAUGGAAGGGUAGAAUCUACUAUAGUGGAAGUCUCUGCUAGUGACCCAUGCACAUCGUCCUGUAGCGUAAUGGACAAAAAUUGUCAUGACGCACCAUGUGCAUCUGAUGAAGUGGGUGACCUGAAAGUAAGUGCGAAACCAAAACAAAAUGAGGCGGACUCAAGUGGUGAAAAUUCAGCUGCUUGAGGAAAAUGGGGGAUGCCUUUUUUUAUACUUCCAAGACAGAACAUUUCCAGAAUAUGCCUUCUUCAAAGAUGUAAAGAAUGUGCUCACAUUUUUGUGUUGGUUAUCUCUGUGGCUCUGUGUAAAAAAAAAAACUUUGAUUAUCCAAUGGGGACGGUUUUGAAAGUUGAUAAUCACAAUGUUACUAUGUCCUGCACUCAAUUCUGGGUGGGCCAUUAAAAGUGUCUUCUGCCCUAUGCUCAUAUUUAUGCUUCAUAAUAUAUGUAUUGCCUUUUCUUGACAGUAUCUGUCUUGUAAUUUUGUUGCAGUAUCACUAACACAGAGCCAAUGAGGAAAGUUAAUCUGUAUGUAGUGAAUGUUACCGACAUCUUAUAUUAUACAUUCAAAUGUAUAAAAAAUCAUAAUUGCCUACUGAAUGAACUUACCACAAUUUCUAAAGACUGUUGUAUCUGAAUGUAAUUUGACAUUGUGUCCAUAAAUUCUAUAAAAAGUGUACAGUGCAUAAUGACUUUUUUUGUCUUGUGGAAAUGCAAAUAUUAUUACCAAGUCAAAUGUCAUUAUUCAACUGAAAUAAAUUUCUAUUCCUUUAGUAAAAUUCA
This is a messenger RNA of Aplysia californica (California sea hare), 3656 nucleotides long. RefSeq names its product NAD-dependent protein deacetylase sirtuin-1. The transcript has 11 exons. The coding region runs from base 292 to 3060 and encodes 922 amino acids. The record is from RefSeq and is a predicted model, not a curated record. Lineage: Eukaryota; Metazoa; Mollusca; Gastropoda; Aplysiida; Aplysiidae. Gene Ontology annotation, molecular function: NAD+ binding.